UUCUCUCUCCGUGUGUUUACAGAUCAGUAAAAAAGCGCAGGUGUCUUUAUUUAUUUUUUAAACUGGAAGCCAGAGAUCUGAAACGGUUUCCCGCGUGACGGACGUUUAGCUAAACUACAUGGAAAAAAACCUCCUAAGUUUAGUUAUCCCCGUUACUCGGUCCCCUUCCGCUCCCCGCUACCCCAAACACCCCCCGGGCGGUACUUCCAGACAAGUUACUUGCCGUGAACGCGUCACCGUGACACCAAGCGUGUCCUCGCUAUGGACGCGGACUGUGCGUCGCUGCUGCCCGGCGUGUGCGCGGUGCUGGCGGCCUCGGGGAGGUCUCUGCCCGACGACACCAGCCUGGAGAAGCUGUUGGACUGGUUCACGGGGCUCACCGAGGCCGGGGGAUCCCUGCUGGAGGCCUGCCCGUGUCUGCUUGAGUUCAUCUCCACCGUGGUUCUGAACACGGCUGUGGACCCCGGUGUCCUCUCCUUCGCCCUCAGACUCACCGGCCUGAUGGCUGCAACGGAGGACGGCUACGAAAAGCUCCAGGAACGCUCGGUUCUGGACCAGGUCUUCCAGCUUCAGCGCUGGCGAGAAGCCGGUCUGUGGGAGGAUCCCUGUUUACGGAUCGGCUGGAUCCUGGGCUUACGGAGCAUGCUGCAGCACCCGAAGGCGCUCUGUUUCUUUGUGCAGUCAGAUUUUAUCGACCCGCUCCUUCAGCUCCAGACAGACGCCAGUCUGUUCGUCGCCUCGGCGGCCAAUCAAAUGCUCGCCCACAUCCUGCUCUUCUUUCAGCCGGUCCCGUCUCUGGGAUGUAACGGCGUAGAUAAGAAGGAAGAAGAUGACGACGACGGGACGAAGCGCGCCAGCGCGGCGUACGCCGCCGCUCUCGCGGCGAUCUCGGGGUACCUCAAGGAGUCACUGGUUCCCAAAAAAUACACAGCGCUCCGUCAGAGUCUGCAGAUCCUCAAGCUGCUGGCCCUGCUGCUGGCCGCGGCCGGGCCUCCCCUCUGCGACGGGCUGCUCCAGACAGCCGGGGACCCUCUGGAGGACCUGGUGGCGGCAGGCUGCAGUCAGCUCACGCUGCCUCUGAUGGACGUCCUCCUGGCUGCGUGCAGCAGCUCCGGCUUUAACCAACGCGUCCCGGACCAACGCGUCGGCCGCCUUCUGUCGUCCAUGUUGGACGUCAACGAACCCGCCGACCUCCUUCACGCUGCAGCCGCUUUUCUCCGCCGAGGUCACCACAGUGACGUCGUGAACACAACCCGGGCCGUGAGAAUCCUGCUGCUGCCCCUCCACAUCGUAACGGGUCAAACUCUACUGGGCACAAACGCCACCGCAGACGGGCGUCGGUCUUCAGCGGUAGAGCAGCUGAAGUGUAAAACCUCCUGCAUCUCGAUGACGUGCGUCACUCUGACCAACGCGCCCCGGAUCGCCCUCUUGCCCCUCGGCGUCCUGCCCUGUGCGCCGGAUUUAAUCGUCACUGCAGUCCUGUCGCUGUUGAGGAUCUGCAGCGGCGUCUCUUCCUCCUCGCCCCCCGGGUGCGGCGAGGUUUGCAGGAACGUCAUCGGCAGUGGCAAAGUUCAGAAAUGUGCCCUUGAGGCGCUGACGGCUCUGGACGGCAGCCCAGGAGCGACAGAGAAGACCAGUGAAGUGUUCACAGUUCUGAUGCAAUAUCUGGAAAACCCUGAUUCUGAUCCCACGGUGCUCCACAAGUCCUACCAGGCCUUCGUGAAGUGGACGGGCGUGUGCACGGACCUGUCCUUUGUCACAGACCAGCUCAGACUGGAUCUCGUGGAGCUGGUGAGAAGGCGCGCGUGCGACAUGCGCUGGGAGGUGAGGGACUCCACGGUGGAGUUCCUGGGACAACUGGCGGGUUUGCGCGCCUCCGCGGCGACAACCGAGGGGACGGCGUCCGACGCGCUGCUGGGCGCCCGCUGCACUACGCCCCUCCUGAAGGAGGCCCUGCAGGACGCGGAGAGCUACGUGAGAGCCAGCGCCGUCUCCGCGCUGGCAAAGAGUCUGACACACGGCUGGCAGCAGGGGGCGGCGCCCAGCGAGGACGAGAAGGAAAUAGUGAGCCGGCUGCUUGAGAUCCUCUCCCAGGACACGGAGGGAUUCCCCAGGAGGGCCGUCGUGCAGUACUUCGCCUCCUGGUUCUCCUCGUCGGCGUCGCCCUCCUCCGCCCCGCUCCUGAUGCGCUGCGCGCGCUCCGUCCUCUCGCAAGGCAGCGCCGAUCUGGACUGGGAGGUCAAAGUUCACACGCUGGAGCUGGCCCAGCUGCUGCUGGACGAGGCCUUUUCGGGUCACCGGGGUUACCGGAAGGUUUCGGACGCGCCGCACCCUCGCGCCGCGGUCUCCGAGCUGACCCGCGCUCCUCGCGCGUCCCCCGAGGGCGCCGAGUCGGACCUGGCCGCCGCGGUGGAGCUGGGGGUCGUGGCGGCGCUGCUGAGCGGGCUGGUCGACUGCGACAGACCCGUGGGCCUGAGGGCCUGUCGGCUGCUGAUGGCGCUCCGAGACGCGGUCUGCCCUCCGGGGCCGCCGGACGCCACUGCUGCCGUGGCGACGGUGUCCUGCGAACUGCCCGGCGGCGGCGGCUGGGGGGAGGAGAUCAGAAAGACACUGGGCGUGGAGAGCGGCGAGGGAGGGGCCCGCGUGAGCGUGUGCGAGGCGCUGCGGUCGCUGGGUUUGGACGAGAGGCUGGACGUCCUCACUCGAAGCAGCGACCACGUCCACAACUCGCCGCUCUCUCUGCUGCAGGACAUACUGACCGCCAGCGCCGCGCACACUCGCGCAGACACACAGCCGGGGGAGGAGGUCAUAGUGGACUGCUACUGACACACACACACACACACACACACACACAACACACACUGUGAUAUUUGAGGUCAGUAGAAGAGGAGUUUCUGUGAUUUUGCUGAUGUCGACAUGUUGCCAUAGAGACCUGAGACUUUGGUGAAUUGCUAUGGAUUAUUUUCCGCUGUUGAUGAAAUAAAUCAACUAGUGACACAGAUUAUUUUUAAUCACAUUUAUUACUUCAUUAAAUACCAAGCAGGGAGUUGUUGAUCUUUGUUGGGUGUCUUUAUGGCUUUUUAUAAUACUUUGAUUAAAUGCAGUUGCACUCGU
This is a messenger RNA of Gasterosteus aculeatus aculeatus (three-spined stickleback), 3114 nucleotides long. It is a transcript of the gene brat1, whose product is annotated as BRCA1-associated ATM activator 1. Gene Ontology annotation, cellular component: nucleus. NCBI's taxonomy places the organism in Eukaryota, Metazoa, Chordata, Actinopteri, Perciformes, Gasterosteidae. Gene Ontology annotation, biological process: DNA damage response; cell population proliferation; positive regulation of protein phosphorylation. The record is from RefSeq and is a predicted model, not a curated record.